AUUCAUUCCACGCUACACAUUGUUGACGUGCUGUUGAUCCUUUUGACAACAUUGCAUUCGUCCUUUGUUCAUGAUAUGGAUUUUUUCCAUUUUUAAAAUUGAAAAAAGCCAUUCACUAGCAUAUCGUGAAAUAAAUGUAAUCCUGUAUUAACUGUACUGUUUCCAACAUUUCUUCGACCAAGUGCUUAUGCCAUAAAAAUACGACACACUUUCUUAGUCAGCUGUGAGCAAGUUCGAACUAAAAAUCCUAACCUCUAUCUUCCAGUCAGUCAAGGACGCGUGUUUGAAAUUCGGAAAGUACAGCAAAAAGCUAGGCAAAAACGGAUUUCUUGUAUAAUCCAUUUGUACCACCAUGAUCUUAUACUGCUGGGGUGCUAACAGCUAUGGCCAAUUGGGUUUAGGUUAUAAGUCUGAUGGGGAGCUAGAACCAAAGGAAGUUUCCUUAACGAACUGUGAUCUGAAGGUUGAAAACAUUGUAUCGAUAGCCGGCGGGGCAGGCCAUACCCUAAUCUUAGACAAUCAAGGGUGCAUCUAUUGCUGUGGCUGGAACUCCAAGGGCCAGCUAGGGCUGUCUGAUGAUACUCUAAAACUGACACAAAUUGAAAUUCUCAAAGAAUACAAAAUCGUCCAGAUCUCCUGUGGUUGGGACUUCAGUGCUGCUAUCUCAGAAUGUGGGAAACAGUUUGUCUGGGGUAACAAUGGCAAUACACAACUUGGAUUAUCAAAGAGCAUCACGUGUACAGGCAUUCCAUCAAGACUGCAAGUAUCGCAAAAGCUAGCCACUGGCUUCAAGUAUGUAAGUUGUGGGUUGCGCCAUUCAGCAAUGAUAACUAAAGAUGGAGGAUUGCUGGUAGCAGGUGCUGGAGCCAAAGGUCAGCUGGGUAUAGGAGACAACUUUGAUGAUAGCAAUUACUUAAGCAUAUCCAGAGUACCAGAAAUGGAAGAUGUGAUUAGUGCUGCAAGUGGGCAGCACCAUACUGUUGCUCUUAAAAGCAAUGGAACUGUACUUAGUUGGGGUGAGAACAAGUAUGGGCAGUUAGGUGUAAAUUCAAAUGUAUCAAGCAGUUUUGUACCUUUAGAAGUGUUUAGUCAUGAGGGACUAAUAUCUGUCCAUGCUGGCUGGACCCACACAGCAGCUCUUGCUAAUACUGGUGUUGUCUUCACUUGGGGUAGGAGUUCUUAUGGUCAGUUGGGCGCAGAAAGAGAAGUGCCAUACAAACCUGAAAGAAUUCCUACUUUGAAUGGAGUUAACCAAUUGAGUCUUGGAUCUGAACAUAAUCUUGCUGUUACAAAAGACAACAAAUUAUAUGCUUGGGGCUGGAAUGAACAUGGUAGCUGUGGUACUGGUGAUAAUAAAGAUGUAAAAAUCCCAAAACAGAUUCUAGUUGAUAAAAAUGUUAAGUUAGCAUUUGCAUGUACUGGUAGUUCCUUUGCAGUUGUUGAGUAAAAAUUGUAAUUCUGAUUCUCUUUAUUGGUCUAUUCAUGUUCAUAAGUAUUUUUAUAACAAAUUAAUUAUGUAUCCUCUAUUUUUAUAAUAAAAUGUGUUGCUUGUGUUUGUAUUGAUUUUUGAUGUUGCUAUAAACAUCAUCUCUUUGUUUGUAUUGACUUGGAUCAAUGACAUUUGUCAGUUUAUUGUGAAAAAUGUUGAAUGCUUUUCGCACAAGAAACAACUGUGAAAUAGAGGCAAAGUUUAUCCAAAAUCGAAUACAUACAGUAGAGAAGAACAUUUCAGAGCUUUGUAAUGUUUUUGCACAGUAUUCUAGGAAAGCAGCCAGGGUACGGGACAAAGGUGAUGAAAUCGCAAAAACUGCGCUAACUUACGCCGAGACUGAAACCGUUAACCAGUCUCUUUCCAACGCCCUAGAAAGUUUCGCUGAAUCGCUGAGUGCUUUAGGUGACUAUGGCGAUGCCAGGGCUCAAACAAUUGACGCAAAAGUAGUAUCGGAGCUUUCUAAGUAUGAGCAAAUCUGCAAAAACGUUAAGGAAGAGGUCAAGGAAAUAUAUGCAAUCAGAGACAGGGAAUUGACUCGUAGGAGACAAUUGGAUAGAAUCAGGGAGAGGAACCCUAGACAGAGACAACAGAUUAUUCAAGCAGAAACUGAUUUGGUCAAAGCCACAGCUGAAGUUUCCAAAUCCAUACAUAAUCUCGAAGAAAAAACUACAAGAUUCGAGAAGCAAAAACUGCAUGAUAUAAAGAAAAUACUUCUAGACUUUAUAUCUGUUGAGAUUGGCUAUCAUGCUAAGGCUUUGGAGAUUUUUACCAAAGCUUAUAAUGAUGUUAACAGUAUCAACGAAGAGCGCGACCUAGAGGAUUUCCAUCACAUUAGAGGACAACUACAGUCGGAGCUGAGGAAGUCUCUCCAUGCUUCAGACAAAAUGCAGCAUAAUAAAUCCAUAAGCAAACGCCAAAUAUUUAGAUCAUCAGGCUCUUUAGGAUCCUUGGGCACCAUUUUCAAAACUAACAGCAGCAGAAGACCUGGUACUCCGGAUUCAAAGAAGUUUUCGAAAAGUGAAGAAACUUUGGAUUCAUUGAAGCAUAGCUUUUCCGAAUCUGCCGUUUCCGAUGAAGACAGCGAAGAGGAGAACACAUCCAGUGAUGAACAUAAAGAGUCUCCCAUCAUGGUUCGGAAGAGCAUGAAGCCAGUGGGUUGAAGUCUCAUUUGUAAUUAUUGUUUGAAAUAAAUCUUUUGUAGUACACAGUUUUAUCUUAAAAAAACGUGAUAAUUUUUAGUUGUUUUAUGAUCACUGGAGACCAAACCUUUUCAUUUCAAAUAGACAAAUGGAAAUCUACAAUCAAAUAAAC
Molecule: messenger RNA, 2803 nt
Organism: Acanthoscelides obtectus
Lineage: Eukaryota; Metazoa; Arthropoda; Insecta; Coleoptera; Chrysomelidae
Source: the annotation of a GenBank genome assembly